This is a messenger RNA of Xyrauchen texanus (razorback sucker), 12863 nucleotides long. RefSeq names its product cadherin EGF LAG seven-pass G-type receptor 3-like. The record is from RefSeq and is a predicted model, not a curated record. Lineage: Eukaryota; Metazoa; Chordata; Actinopteri; Cypriniformes; Catostomidae. Gene Ontology annotation, cellular component: plasma membrane. The coding region runs from base 16 to 11103 and encodes 3695 amino acids. Gene Ontology annotation, molecular function: G protein-coupled receptor activity; calcium ion binding. Gene Ontology annotation, biological process: cell surface receptor signaling pathway; homophilic cell-cell adhesion; G protein-coupled receptor signaling pathway. The transcript is spliced from 37 exons.
GAUUUCACCAGACUAAUGGCUGCACUGCUGCUGGACUUGGGCUCGCUUUCGCCGCUACUGUUACACCUUCUCCUCAGCUCUUUGUUCGCUGUCAUCCCGGGGAGUGCAGCAGGACCGUGCUGCCGCUCCCUGUGCACCCACCCAUCCCCCGGAGACACUCAAAGCGCAAGCCUGCCCGAAAGAACGGCAACGGGGGCUUUGGCUGGGGGCAAUUCGAAGAUCCACCCUGCACGGACCAUACAGUCGUGUGGACGGCGAUUUGAAAGUCUAACGUGUGAACAAUGCUUACGAUCCAGUGCAGUGGGAACGCUUUCUGGUCAAUUGCGUCUGGAAUAUUGGAAUUCUAGAAUAUGCAUAUCAGAACCUGCACCGCACACCGGACACUGUCAUCACCAGCUAGUUUGGAGUGACGGUGGUGGCGGAGAGAAGGGCGUUGUUUCUCCUGUUCUCGACUCUCCAGUUCAGAGUGAAAAAAAGAGGACUAUACAAAGGACUAGAGGGUACUCGUGGUCACAAAUACAUCCACACCUCGACACGGACGGAGUCGCUGCGCAAAGCGAGCGCCAGGAGCUGAGUUGUGCGUUGUUUCGCUCGCAGGUGGAUAACAGUAGAACCGUGGGUAGGAAAUUAAGGCCUGCGGGAGUAAAACGGGAGUUUACCGCUGCCAGGAGACCAGCCCGGCCGUCAUCAAAAGACUAUUCUCAUUCUAAUGUGGCUUGCAUUGUUUUGGACGCCAAAAAAUUGGACAAAGCGACAACGGACUGUCCCCUUUCAGCCCUCUUGAAUGUUAUCGAUCUCACCAGAAAGGGCUGGAAUGGGUCUUUUAAAGCAGUGUUUGUGAAUGUCCGGGGGUGCUCUGAACCACGCGCGCUGCACCUCUCUCCAGAGCAAACAAACAGCUGUCUCGAGACACACCGGGUCACGGAUGCUGCUCUCUUGUGCACAGGUUGUUGUGAAAGACCUACAGCCUGGCACAGCAGUGAUUGGCACCGGUUCGACAUCUCUCCGAGGCGAGCGAUAGGCUUGAGCUGUGCUGUUUAUGGAAGGCGGGCAAAAGAAAAUACAAGCACUACAUUUUCAUACAACUACUCAUUAUUACUAUGUUUGAAUGCCAAGACUGGUAGAACGAACGAGCUGAACACUCGUAAAGAGUGUGGAAAGUCUGAUCGGAAUACUCGCUCUGAUGACAGAAAGGCUAAUUAUCAUAGAUCAGAUGAUAUCAGCGCAACUCGCUUUGACUUGAAUAGCAGUGAUGAGCAGAAAUCUGACUCAUCUGUUACUAACACUACCAGGAGUCUUACUGUAUCACAUAUCUACCUCCUUAACUUAAAUAAACGAUUCCAUGACUCACACACUCACAGUAGUAACACGCGGAGCGCGAGAGAAGAAUCAGCACCAGCCUCUCAGUGGACAGCGCCAAGCGCGAGCGCCGUGAACGAGCUCGCUCACUCUACGAACUUUGUUGAAAGUUUGCCUCUUAAGAAUUGGAACAGUAACAAUAACAACUGUGCAAAAAAUCGUAACAACAACAACAACAACAAUAGCAGCCCUGAUGAUCAAAAUUCAAAUGAAACACAAUAUAUUUCUGUCAGUGAAGAUAGCGACUUUACAAAUGAGGGAAGCUCGCGUUUUCCUUGCUCUACUGCACGUGCAGGGUGUGAUGAAUACAACGCCGACGACAGCUUAACCACCGAUGGGGGAGCCACGCGGCCACAUUUAAAUUCGGGUAAACGGAUGUCAUUAAAAGCUGAGGGCGUUAGUCAGCAUGAGGAGCAGCUGGAGGCCCCUGUUGAGUGUGGUAGGAGGGAGGGAGAGACAGAGGGCGGGGUGAAAGGGGAGGUAAGGGGGAAGGGAGUCAGACAGCCUGUGGAGAGAGAAAGACUGGAAAGCAUGGAGUGGGUGAUUGCAGAAGACACAAAGGAUGAGGUAAUGGAGAAAGACACAAAUUUACUUGAAGAGGGAGAAAAAGAUCAAGGCAAUGGUACUUUUCAGUCAGACAGAGAGGUAGAUGAAGUAAAAGAGUGGCACAAAAAUGAGGGCAUAUGGAAUGAACGAGAUGGGCUCAAAAAUAGUGGAGAUGAGGCAGAAAAACAUCUAUACAGCAUGAAACAAAAAGAGGGAGAGAGUGGUGAAGUGCAGGGAGGAGAGGAUCAGGAGUACAAUGAAGAGCAGGCAGGUGUCCCUCCUGUUGGGCGCUCCCGCAGAGCUGCUAAUCGACAACCCCAUUUCCCCCAGUACAACUAUCAGGCUCAGGUUGCUGAAAACCAGCCUCCUGGUACGUCAGUCAUAACUAUGACAGCUGAGGAUGCUGAUGCUGGUGAGGCAGGCCGACUCAGUUACAGCAUGGCCCCUUUAAUGAACAGCAGAUCCAUAGAUUACUUCCAAAUUGACCCAAUUACUGGCCUUCUCACCACCACACACAUUCUGGAUAGAGAGCACAUGGACCUGCACUAUUUCCGAGUCACUGCCACAGACCACAGCUCAUCACGCCUUUCUGGAACAACUAUGGUGACCAUCACUGUGGCUGACCGUAAUGAUCACACUCCUGUGUUUGAGCAAACAGAGUACCGUGAGACAAUUCGAGAGAAUGUUGAAGAGGGGUAUCCUAUUCUACAACUACGUGCAACAGAUCUCGACUCACUGGCGAACGCCAACAUAAGAUACCGAUUUAUUGGUGAAAGUGCAGCUGUUGCACGUUCUGCGUUUGAGAUUGACCCAAGAUCAGGAUUGAUUACAACACGAGGCAUUGUUGACAGAGAAACAAAUGAGCGCUACACAUUGCUGGUUGAAGCUAAUGACCAAGGGAGAGAGCCGGGCCCACGAUCGGCUACUGUAAGUGUCCAUAUCACUGUGUUGGAUGAGAAUGACAACGUGCCACAGUUCAGUCAAAAGCGGUACGUCGUUGCUGUUAGAGAGGAUAUUCGCCCACAUUCUGAAAUCCUUAGAGUUAGUGCUUCGGACCUAGAUAAAGAUGGGAAUGCUGCUGUGCAUUAUAACAUUAUAAGUGGGAACAGCCGUGGACAGUUUGCUAUCGACAGCGUUACUGGGGAAAUCCAGGUUGUCGCACCACUGGACUUUGAGACAGAACGAGAAUACACCCUACGUCUACGUGCUCAGGACAAUGGCCGUCCGCCUCUUUCCAAUAACACUGGAAUUGUGAGUGUGCAGGUCACUGAUGUCAAUGAUAACCCACCAAUCUUUGUAUCUACACCAUUCCAGGCUACAGUGUUGGAGAGCGCUCCUAUUGGUCACUCCAUUCUCCAUAUACAAGCUAUUGAUACAGAUAAUGGUGACAAUGCACGCCUGGAAUAUCGUUUAACAGGAACUGGUACAGAUACACCGUUUGUUAUCAACGCUGCCACUGGUUGGGUCACAGUGAGCUCAGAGCUUGACCGUGAAUCAGUAGAGCACUUCUUUUUUGGUGUUGAGGCACGGGAUUAUGGCGCCCCGCCACUUUCUGCCACGGCUAGUGUUACGAUCACAGUAAUGGAUGUUAAUGAUAACAGGCCAGAAUUUCUUCAAAAAGAGUAUUAUGUCCGACUCAAUGAGGAUGCUGUUGUUGGCACAAGUGUGAUCAGCGUAACUGCAGUUGAUCGUGAUGUAAACAGCGCAGUCACAUAUCAAAUAACUGGUGGAAACACACGUAAUCGAUUUGCCAUAAGCACAGCCAGUGGUUCUGGGCUCGUCUCGUUAGCGCUACCUUUAGACUACAAACAGGAGCGUCGCUAUGUGCUAACAGUCACCGCCUCUGACAGAACUCUCCAUGACACCUGUCAGGUGCAUGUCAACAUCACAGAUGCCAACACACACCGCCCAGUAUUUCAGAGCGCUCAUUAUUCAGUCAAUGUGAAUGAGGACCGGCCUCCUGGCAGCACCGUGGUGGUUAUAAGUGCCACAGACGAAGAUGUAGGAGAAAAUGCACGCAUCACUUACUACUUGGAGGACAAUAUUCCUCAGUUUCGUAUCAAUCCUGAAUCUGGAGCAAUUACACUUCAAGCCGAACUAGACUAUGAAGACCAGAUGACUUACACACUUGCCAUUACGGCUCGUGACAACGGAAUCCCACAAAAAUCCGACACCACAUAUGUGGAGGUUAACGUUAAUGAUGUAAAUGACAAUGCACCUCAGUUCUUGAGUCCCAGAUAUCAGGGCGGAGUAAGUGAGGAUGCCCCGCCCUUCACUAGUGUUCUACAAAUCUCUGCCACUGACCGUGAUGCUCAUGCCAAUGGUCGUGUCCAGUAUACAUUCCAGAAUGGAGAAGAUGGUGAUGGUGAUUUCACUAUCGAACCGACAUCCGGAAUAGUCCGGACAGUCAGGAGACUUGACCGUGAAAGUGUUCCAUUCUAUGAGCUGACAGCAUAUGCCGUGGAUCGAGGUGUUCCACCUCAGCGAACACCUGUACACAUUCAAGUCAGUGUCAUGGAUGUCAAUGACAAUGCUCCAGUGUUUCCUGCUGAUGACUUUGAGGUUCUAGUGAAAGAGAACAGUGCCGUUGGGUCCGUUGUAGCUCAGAUUACAGCGACAGACCCAGAUGAGGGCCCAAAUGCUCAAAUUAUGUAUCAGAUUGUGGAAGGAAAUAUUCCAGAAAUCUUCCAGAUGGACAUUUUUUCAGGAGAACUCACUUCUUUAAUUGACCUAGACUAUGAGGCUCGGAAUGAGUAUGUAAUUGUUGUACAGGCUACAUCAGCACCACUAGUGAGUCGAGCCACAGUGCGGAUCCGACUUGUUGACCAGAAUGAUAAUGGCCCCCAAAUGCAAGACUUUCAAAUCAUCUUUAACAAUUUUGUAUCCAAUCGUUCAAACACUUUCCCAAGUGGGGUUAUUGGACGAGUUCCGGCCCAUGACCCAGAUGUUUCAGAUCGUCUCUAUUACACUAUAGAUCGUGGAAAUGAGCUGCACCUGCUACUGCUGAACCACACAAGUGGAGAGAUCCGUCUGAGCAGAAAACUGGACAACAACAGACCCCUGGUGGCCCCAAUGAUGGUGACCGUCACUGAUGGCAUUCACAGCAUCAGUGCUCAGUGUGUGUUGAGGAUUCUCAUCAUUACAGAGGAGAUGCUCAGCAGCAGCAUCACUGUGCGACUCCAGAACAUGUCCCAGGAGCACUUCCUAUCCCCGCUGCUCACUCACUUCCUGGAAGGGGUGUCAGCAGUGCUGUCAGUCUCUCCUGAUGAUGUGUUUGUGUUUAACAUACAGCCAGAUGCAGAUGCAGGAAAGGUGCUCAAUGUUAGUUUCUCAGCAGCAUUGCCGGGAGGACAGUUUUUCCCAUCAGAGGCACUAGAGGAGCAGCUCUACCUCAACAGGCCUAGACUCAAUGCUCUUGCACAUAUGGAGGUUCUCCCGUUUGAUGAUAAUGUGUGUUUGCGUGAGCCGUGUCAGAACUACAUGAAGUGCAUCAGUGUACUCCACUUCAACAGCUCCGCCCCUUUUAUCGCCUCUCCAUCCACACUGUUCCGACCCAUUCAUCCAAUCACAGGCCUGCGCUGCCGCUGCCCGGCAGGAUUCACCGGAGAUUACUGCGAAAUUGAAAUUAACCUUUGUUACUCUAACCCGUGCUUGAAUGGAGGAGUGUGUGCUCGCAGGGAGGGAGGGUACACCUGCAUCUGUCGAGAAGAUUACACAGGUGAGCGUUGUGAGUUUGACCGGCGUGCUGGGAAGUGUGUGGCAGGUGUUUGUCGCAACGGUGGUACGUGUCUUGAGCUCUCUGGAGGAGGUUUCAGGUGUGAGUGUCCUGCGGGAGGUUAUGAGAGGCCCUACUGCUCUGUUACCACUAGAUCCUUCCCGCCAAAAUCAUUCAUCAUGUUCAGAGGCCUUCGACAACGAUUUCACCUCUCCAUCUCUCUCUCGUUUGCCACAUUGGAAAGUAAUGGUUUACUAUUCUACAAUGGUCGAUUUAAUGAGAAACAUGACUUUCUUGCUCUGGAGAUACUGAAUGGACAAGUGGUUCUUAAAUACUCCACAGGUGAGUCAUCUACUCAGGUGAGCCCAUAUCUGCCUGGCGGAGUGAGUGACGGCAACUGGCACACCGUUCACAUCCAUUACUAUAACAAGCCAAAGCGCAGUGUGAGCGGUGAGGUUCAGGGCCCAUCUGACGAGAAAGUGGCAGUCUUGAGUGUGGAUGACUGUGAUUCGGCUGUUUCCCUGAGAUUUGGAAUUCAGCUUGGCAACUACAGCUGUGCUGCUCAGGGAAGACAGACUAGCAACAAAAAGUCUUUGGAUCUGACAGGCCCGUUGUUUUUGGGUGGAGUUCCUAACAUGCCAGAGAAUUUUCCAUUUGGUACAAGAGAAUUUAUUGGCUGCAUGAAAGACCUGCACAUUGAUAACAGACCAGUGGACAUGGCAGGAUUCAUUGCUAAUAAUGGCACCUUACCAGGCUGCAGUGCCAAAAUGCCUUUCUGUAAAUUGAACCCUUGCCAGAAUGGAGGCACGUGCAGGGUGAGUUGGGAGACAUUCGCAUGUGACUGCCCUGUUGGAUUUGGAGGGAAGAACUGCAGCCAAGUGAUGUCCCACCCCCAUCGCUUCCUUGGAAACAGUGCGCUGUGGUGGGACCUGAAAAAUGACGUCACUAUCACCACGCCUUGGUACAUGGGGCUGGUGUUCCGCACCAGAUCAAAAGAGGGAAUUAUCUUGCAGGCUCAAGCUGGACAAUACACCAACUUAAUCUUUCAGGUUAUGUCGGGCCAGCUGGUGUUUUCUGUGGCGCAAGGUUCUACUCGGCCGGUCCGGUUGAGACUAGAUCAGGUUCAAGUGUGUGACGGACGCUGGCAUGACAUACAGCUCGAGCUCCGUGAUGUCAGGAGUGGACGAGAGACUCGAUAUAUUGCUACAGUCAGACUAGAUUUUGGACUGUAUCAGGGAACAGUAAUUGUCGGCAAUGAGAUUAAUGGUGUAAAGGUGAAGCACCUGCAUGUGGGUGGAGUUUUAGGGUCAGGAGAGGUGCAAAAUGGCAUACGUGGCUGUAUUCAGGGGGUGCGUCUGGGGGUGCGUCCUGAUUCCCCUGCAUUGCCCCGGCCCUCCAGAACCAUCAAAGUGGAGACUGGCUGUAAUGUUGGCAACCCCUGUAACUCCUCCCCUUGCCCCACCCACAGUCACUGCACUGACGAAUGGGAUCGCCACACCUGUGUUUGUGAGCCAGGAUUCUAUGGUAAAAGCUGUAUGGAUGCAUGUCAGCUCAACCCAUGUGAGAAUCAAGCAAAGUGCCACAGGAAGCCCAGCUCCUCUCAUGGAUAUAUCUGCGACUGUGAGGACAGUCACUACGGACAGUACUGCCAACAUAGGAUUGAGCAACAGUGCCCUCGUGGUUGGUGGGGCAGCCCAACAUGUGGACCCUGCCACUGUGAUGUCAGUAAAGGAUUCGAUACAGACUGCAAUAAGACCACUGGACACUGCCACUGCAAGGAGUUUCAUUAUCGACGGCGGGGCAGUGACGUCUGCCUGCCAUGCGACUGCUACCCAGUGGGCUCCUUUUCAAGGUCAUGUGACCCAGAAAGCGGCCAGUGCCAGUGCAGACCAGGUGUGAUUGACCGACAGUGCAACAUGUGUGACAACCCAUUUGCUGAAGUCACACAAACAGGCUGUGAAGUGAUCUAUGAUGGUUGUCCUAAGACCAUAACAUCAGGAAUCUGGUGGCCCAGAACAAAGUUCAACCUGCCUGCAGCUGUCCCCUGUCCCAAAGGAUCAGUAGGAACUGCAAUUCGGCACUGUGAUGGAGAAAGAGGUUGGCUGGACCCUGAUCUGUACAACUGUACCUCUCCUCCUUUUGUGGAGCUGAACACAGCUCUGGAGGCAUUGGAACGUAAUGAGACAGAGCUCAAUACCAUCAUUGAGAAAAAACUGGCCCAUCAGCUUCGUGAUGUCACAGAGGCAACAACCCGUCUUUAUGGCAACGACCUUCAGAUAGCUGAGCGGCUGUUGUCCCGCCUCCUGACCUUUGAGGGCCUCCAGUCAGGCUUCGGUUUGACAGCCACUCAGGAUGCACAUUUCAAUGAGAAUGUGUUACGAGGCUGUAGUGGUUUGUUGGGUCCGAGCAGUGCUAUGUUAUGGAGAGGUCAAAUUUCAGGUCAGAGCGGAGCCAGGGGAUUGGCUGAUUUGCUGGGGCAGUACGCCCGCACACUUGCCCAGAAUAUGAAACAGACCUACCUCAAUCCUGUGGCACUCGUUGCCCCUAACAUCGUCAUGACUCUGGAUCGCGUUGACAACCAUACACAUGUGCGGCGACGGUUUCCACGGUAUCACAGCACUCUUUUCCGAGGUCAAACACUUUGGGACUCUCACACACAUGUUGUGCUGCCACCUACUGCACUAGUGCCACAGCGCAACUUCUUCUCAGCCCCAUCUCCAGCUGGCCCUGUGAAUCUGUUGGCCAAUCAGACGGUAGAAGUGACGGCUGCACGGCGGUCUUUGGCACUGCAAGAGGCACCUGUCACCAUUGUCAUUAUCCUCAUCUAUCGGAGCCUGGGGGCUGCACUCCCCCCCAAAUACCACACAGACCGCCGCGGCGUCAGGUUACCCAGGCACCCUGUGUUGAAUUCCCCUGUAGUGAGUGUGUCUGUGUAUAACAACCAGACGUUUGUGGAGGGUUUUCUAGACACUCCGGUCCUGCUGGAGUUUCAGCUGCUGGAGACCAGCAAUCGCAGCAAACCGCUUUGUGUGCAGUGGAAUCACAGCAGCCCUGUUUCAGUAGGGGGCUGCUGGACUGUGAGAGACUGUAGUGUGGUCUAUAGAAACACAUCACAUGUUCGCUGUCAGUGUCACAGACUUGGAACCUUUGGAGUCCUUAUGGACAGCUCACAAAGAGAGCAGUUAGAGGGUGACCUGGAAACCCUUGCCAUUGUAACGUACACCUCACUCUCCGUUUCCAUGGCAGCAUUGUUGCUAACUGUGCUGGUUUUAUCAUGCCUGAGGGGACUGAAAUCAAACACACGCAGUAUUCAUUCCAACAUGGCUGCCGCUACUCUCCUUUCCCACCUCACAUACGUGCUGGGGAUCAACCAGACUGAACAACAGUUUAUGUGUACGGUGGUUGCGAUACUGCUCCAUUAUUUCUUCAUGUCGGCUUUUGCGUGGCUGUUUGUGGAGGCUCUGCACAUUUACCGCAUGCAGACAGAAGCAAGAAACAUCAACUAUGGAGCCAUGAGAUUCUACUAUGCUAUUGGCUGGGGAGUUCCUGCCAUCAUUACAGGCCUAGCAGUGGGGUUGGAUCCAGACGGAUAUGGUAAUCCAGAUUUCUGCUGGAUCUCCAUGUAUGAUAAGCUCAUGUGGAGUUUUGCGGGACCAGUUAGCGUCGUCAUACUGAUGAAUGGUGGAAUGUUUUUAGUGGUCCUGCGUAUGAUGUGUAACCCAACUCAGAAAGAGAUAAAAAAGCUGCCUGUUAUUUCUACUAUCCGCAGUGCCUUCCUCUUGUUGUUGUUGAGUACUUGUGUUUGGUUAUUUGGUCUGAUGGCUGUUAAUAACAGUGUCCUGGCAUUCCACUACCUGUUCAUUGUGCUCUGUAGCGUGCAGGGCUUGGCCAUAAUGUUGGUGUUCACAGUACUAAACUUGGAGGUGCAGGAGGCCUGGAAACUGGCCUGUCUGGGCAAGAAAAGCAGCGAAGAGCCUCCCAGACCUCCACAGAUUUCUGGCCAAAACCCAUACAACAGCGCCUCCCUGCUUGAACAGAGCGGAUUACACCAGAUCACACUUGGAACUUCAACCAUCUCAUCAGUCAGCAGUGCAAGGGAGAAUCUCUUGGCACGGCAGACUCUAGAACACAAUCUAGCUCACACAGGAGCCACUGACCUGGACGUGGCAAUGUUCCACCGCAAUGGAGGUACACUAAAACACAAUAACCUGCAUGCAUGUGAAGACUCUGACUCAGAUUCUGACCUCUCAUUGGAAGAGGAGAGGAGUCUGUCCAUCCCAUCUUCAGAGAGUGAGGACAAUGUCCAUCUGCGUGGACGCAUCCAGCGGCGCUUCAAACGGACCAGUCACGGCAAACGUUUACUCACAGAGCCCACUCACAAUGGUGGAAAAGAUAUGGAUGGCAAUGACCUGCUCUCCUACUGGCCAGCGCUGGAAGGGUGCGAGGCGCACUCUCUACAGAAAUGGGGUUCAGAGCGCCGCCUAGGGGGCGACUACAGCAAGGAUGCAGCUAAUAACAAUCAGCCAGAUGCAGCGCUGACCAGUGGGGAUGAGAAUGGGCUCACACACAGACACCGUAAGGGAAUCCUAAAGAAUCGUCUGGGCCGCCCUCCUGCUCUGCAGGGUCUGUCUGCAGUGGGUAGUGCUCCUAGUGAGAUGUCUUGGUACAAGACCUCCACGUUGGGUCACCGAGGUGUCCCAGCUGCUUCCUAUGGUCGUAUGUAUUCCGGUACUGGCUCACUGUCUCAACCCGCUUCCCGAUACUCUUCCCGCGAACACCUGGAUUCACUUGCCCGACGACAGUGUUCCCGCGACAACCUUGACCUGUUGCCACGACGACGUGAUCUUGGUGCUGAAAACCUGGGUGGGUCCAGAGAGAGGCUUGGCCCUGUUCACAGCAUCCAUGCCUCCAGGGAGGAUCUGGUGGCCAGGGGUGGGAUGGCAGGGUUAAUGGGGGCGGAGAGUUCAUUAAGUGGAUCAAGAACACAACUUAACACACUAACAAGGCAACAGGCCUCUCGGGAACAUCUUGGGGGGGCGCUGAUGAGUAGUCGGUCUCGGGAACAGUUGGAUUCUAACGGCGGAUCACAGCCGUGUAGAGAGUGGCUGAGAACCCUGCCACCGCGACAGCUCUCACACCCUGAGCCACACCCCCCCUCCUCACCCCCUCCACCAAUCACAGAAGAACCCCAUGAAACCAUGCCCUUUCGGCGCGGACGGCUAGACUCCGCCCCUCCAUGUAGGUACCCUUCAUCUGCAGCUGCACCUGGAGCCCCAUCUAGUCGUCCACCUUCUAAUGAACAUCUUGAUAUCCUGUCCUCUAUACUGGCCUCCUUCAACUCCUCUGUCUUAACCCCACCCCCUAACCCUGUCUCUGCAUCGACUGGCCCCUCCCCUUCCCCGCCUCCUCUCUCUGUAACCUCUCAGAGCAUCUCUGAAGUGUCACCUGACACUGAAGUUAACAGAAGUGAUGGACAAUCUUGAUGAUUACCUCGCAGCCCCGUAAUGCAUUUCUACAGAGGGGCUCAAGAGGAUCACAGGACAUAACCAACCGGAGCUAUCAGGACUCAUACUGAACACUUGAGAGUGAAAUUGCUCACCAAUGGCUUGAGAAAUAAUCCUCCUGAGAACAGGCAGGAAAUUAACAAUAAGGAGUAGCCUUAAUUGAUAAUAAUUUUUCCAAUCUGCAGCUCAGAUUUCCAGAUCAACAGCUGAGAGGGCUGGACAGAGAGAGAGAAAACUGUACAUACAAUUUUUAUACGUUUUGUAUAUUUUUCAUCAAAGAUCAAAGGAAAAAAAACUCUAGUGAUGUUUUUGAUGAUUGCGUCCAGCAUUUGAGUUUUUGUGUGAAUGGAUGUUUUUAACUUGGUAAGAUUGAAAACAUUUUCAAACUCAUUCCUUGCCAAUACAGUCCCAAACUUUCUGAUCCUUGUAUUCCAACAUGUGUUUAUGCAACAUUAACCAAGCCCUCUGACAAAAGACUGAGAAACUUAAGUCUAUGAAGAAAAUGAUUGGUCGAUAUUAUUGAGGAAGGUAUUGGCACUGGCAUGGGAUUGUUAGGAAACUCCAGAGAUGUGAUUGUAAUUGUAAAGAGUUGUGAAACAAAAGACAAGUUUGGACCGUAAUGAUUGUCAUUCAAGGAAUUUGCUUUUUUUAAAUGGAAGAUUUUUAGGUUGGUCUAAACAUUUCUUAAGCAAACAUCAAUAUUUGGCUUAGAGUAUAAGAGUAUAAUAAUACUUGCCUUUCCUAUUUCUAGGAAAUUUUUGACAUUUUAUGCCAAUAUGAGAUAAUACUGAAGCAUAUAAAAGGAGUUUGUUGAAGCUGUGUGAAGAGGCCUUUAUGGAUUGGUUAAUUAUUUAGUCUACAAGCAUAUUCACAGCAUAAUCAAGAGCUCUUUCAUAACUUGGCUUAUCAUAAAUCAACAAUUGCUUGAGGAAAAGUUACAGAUCCUAAAUCAGCUAUUCAGGAGAACAUAUUUAAUCCAUCUUUGAUUCCUUUUGACAAAGAGAGCAUAUCUAAAUGUCAGUGCUUAUCUCUGUGAAGUAUUGAAUAAUCUUGGUGCUUCAGGGGAAGAAACAUGGUGAGAUGAGAUACAUGCAGUCAUUGAGGUUAAAUAAGAUUUCAAAAUAUCAGGCUGCUUAAAAGGAAAAUAAUGUUUCAACAUAUGACUUUAUCUCCUUUUACAGUAUUAUCAAGAGUUUUUGCCAAAAAAACAAAACAAAAAAAGUGCCCUAUGUCAUUCCUUUUAUACCUCUUACCUGUCAGAAAGUGCUCCAGGACUUUUUCUAUUUAUCAUUUUUAUAAUUUAUUUAUUAUUAAAAGACUUUAUCUUGUACAGACAUUAAAUUAUUUUAUUUAUUAAAUGUAUAUUUAAUUAGGUUAAUUUCACUUAAUCAUAAUCAUCGCUGGAGUGUUUUUAAGAGGUGCGUGUGGGAGAUUUGUUUUUAUAAGAACAAGGUUUCAUCUGUUAAAAUGUUUUAUGUGUGAAACUUUUGUACAUGUACUAUCUGAUAUGCCCCCCCUCCUCUUCUGCAAAUGAUGCAUUCUGGGAAAAUAAAUGUUCUGUGUCCAUCAGAGAAAGAAAGAGUAGUGGAAGACUGUGAAUGGGUGGGAGAGAAUAGGGGGGAAUGUAUAAUUGGUCAACAUGUUUAUUUUGGGACAUGCAUCCUAUUUACCUAUGGGGGUUUCAAAAAGAAAACAACUGCUACCAAAGGGAGGUGAGAACUAGAGACUAGCUGGACAUC